Nematolebias whitei (Rio pearlfish) is the source of this 4439-nucleotide messenger RNA. RefSeq names its product regulator of G-protein signaling 12. The transcript is spliced from 17 exons. Gene Ontology annotation, biological process: signal transduction. NCBI's taxonomy places the organism in Eukaryota, Metazoa, Chordata, Actinopteri, Cyprinodontiformes, Rivulidae. Bases 75 to 4304 code for a protein of 1409 amino acids. Gene Ontology annotation, molecular function: protein binding; GTPase activator activity. The record is from RefSeq and is a predicted model, not a curated record.
AACACAGUAGUGUUGGCAAUCUGCAAGUUUUUCCAGUUCCCUCACGCUGGGCCUCACAUCCACCUGUGACUAACAUGAGGAUACAAGGGCAACCCGAGAGCGUCAGGAGGCGCCUGGAUUUAAGUGCUGCCGCGGAGCUCAGGGGUGUGGAGAUCAUCCGUGGCCGGGCCGGAUAUGGAUUCACAAUUUCCGGACAGAAACCGUGCCUGCUGAGCGGCAUCAUGGAGGGGAGUCCUGCCCAUGUGGUGGGUCUCAGACAAGGUGAUUGCAUCAUGGCCAUCAAUGGAACAGACGUGUCCACCGCGUCGCAUGAAUCCGUGGUACAGCUGGUCGGCAGCUGCACAGGACCCUUGCGCUUGGUUGUGCUGGCCGAGCGCCGCAUCAUGGGAAACCCCAUCCUUAACGAUGCAAAGUUUGGCUUUGUGCAGAAAAGUGACGUUUUCAAAAAGCCGAGUGUUCUCCGAACUAUAUCGGACGAUUCAAGCAAUUCUUCCUUUAACGCUAAUCAUGCAGCCAGUACCAAACAGAGACCCAUUUCAGAGCCUGACAUGUCCCAGUGGACACAACAGUGGGGUGUUUUAGCGGAACAAACAAAGAAGACAUCCACAGAUUCUUUCCACGUUGUUUCCACACACACAGAGGAAGCUAAGCCGCACUGGGCUAUUUUAAAUAUGACAUUAGUGGUCGGCUACUUGAGCUCUACAGAGUUGAUUUUGAACUCUAACGAUUCGGAGGAUGACUGUUUAAAAGCCAUUCGGGAAAGGAUCCGACAGCUGGGUACCGAGCAGGACACCCAUACUCUGGUCAUGAUGAAGGUCAUGUUUGACUGCAUCAGACUGUGUGACGAUGCGGGAGCCGUUAUGGCUGCCUUCCCUGCUGAGAACCUUGUUUUAGGAGCUGUGUGCGCUGAAGACCCACGUUUCUUUUGCCUGGUUACCACAGCACAUAUUAUUAAUGGCCGUGUACUAGAAGAAGGUCCUCUGCGGGCCUCUUGCCACGUAUUCUUUAUUGACCCGGAACUGGGAAAUCACGAGGACCACAAAGGGAUUGCUGGCCGCUUUGGCUUUGAUUGCACCCCAGAUCCAGAUGCCUUUGGCUGUCUGGAGUUCCCUCAGACUCCCCUAGACGUCCUUCACUUUGUAACGGUCCUGUACAGUGACCUGGGGGAGACGGUGGAAAGGCUCAGAGUCAAACUGGACUCAGAGACUCAGCAGCAAGCGAAGGAGAGUGACACCACUAGCAAACAGGGCAGUGCCAGCAGCAAUGAAGACAGUGGUUUUGGAAAUGCUUCUCCCCCUGAGGAGAGAGCCGACAGGGAUUUCCCUCCUGAAACCCACAACCUUUCUGGGGCCCACCUCCCCAGUUGCCCGUGGGAUUACCCUCCAGCUGAAGACUUCACCCCAAUGAAACUCUUCAGGGGUGGCCAAAUAGUAAAUCCGGAACACUUUUCCAGCACACAUUCUCUUUCAGAGUCUCUACCUGGCCCAGAUUCUUUAACCAGCUUCUAUGGAGGUCCCCCGCCUAGGCUAAAGUUCCGGUUUAAGCCCCCACCCCCUCCUAUACCGUUGGCUAAAAAAACAAACUUUUUGGCAGAUCCUCUAAGAAGUAGCCAAAGGUGGUUCUCGAAACCAAAAUGGGCUAAAGGCCCACCUCAAGUGACAUCCACAAAUAAGUGGUCCUCAGACACCAGCGCUGCCACACAUAACCCACCCCCUCCAACGAGUCAGAUACCCUUAGACGGGUACCAGUCCAAAGAGGCCAUGAUGCCCCCCAGAGAAGAGUGGACCAAAAGGUUUCUCGAACAAAGACAGAAACAACAGACUGAUGGCAGCGGCAAAAGUGGAUCCAGGUUCUGGGGUAUGGGUGUUGUUCGCGCGUCCAAGCGUCGUUCUGCCAAACGUCUCAGCAUGGCUCGGUCCCUGGAUGAUCUCGAGUCCGCUGCUUCUUCAGAUGGUGAUUACAGUGGGAUCCAGCUGCAGGGAUGCUGCAGCCACAGCAGCCUGACCAGCAAUGGCAGUCUUCCAGGAGCAGGCAGCAACAGAAGGGACCGGGAACAAUGCGUGGCCAGCUGGGCCACCUGCUUCGAGCGGCUUCUCCAGGACUCCGUGGGCGUGCGCUACUUCACGGAAUUUCUCAAGAAGGAAUUCAGUGAGGAGAAUAUCUUGUUCUGGCAGGCCUGUGAAUACUUCAGUCAUGUCCCUGCAACGGAUAAGAAGCAGCUGUCCCAGAGAGCCGGGGAGAUCUACAACAGCUUCCUGUCCAGCAAGGCCACCAUGCCGGUCAACAUCGACAGCCAGGCCCAGCUGGCCGACGACGUCCUCACGUCGCCGCGUCCCGACAUGUUCAAGACCCAGCAGCUACAGAUCUUCAACCUGAUGAAGUUCGACAGCUACUCGCGGUUCCUCAAGUCCUCCCUCUACCAGGAGUGCCUGCGUGCCGAGGUGGAGGGUCAGCCUCUGCCGGAGCCCUUCCAGAUCCCGUGCAGCCCCGCGCCCUCCAAACACAGCGCCAGCUCCGACCGCUCCACCCUUUCCACUCCCAAAAAGGAACCAAGAAAGCAGAAACCCGGGAAGUCGCCGAAUGAAGACAGCAGCGAGAGCGCAGACAAGAAACGGGGGAUUUUCUUUUCGUGGUCCCGUAACAGGAGCUUUGGGAAGGGUCCAAAGAAGAAGGACAUUGGGGACAUUAAUCUGGACUAUUACAGCAGUAACGGACGCAGAGAGUCCCAGGGUUCCUUAUCGUCCAGCGCCAGUCUGGAGAUCCCCAUUUCUAGUUCUACGGCCAAGAUCGAGUCGGAUAACCGCCACUCGGUCGGAGCGUGGGAACGCUCCCCCAGGCAUUGUAGCGUGCUGCUGCCCGACGGUUCCUGCUCCUCCAUCACCCUUCGGCCCGGCGCUUUCAUUCGAGAGGUGCUCCAGGAUCUGUGUCGCAACAUCAGUGUCAACAUUGCUGCUGUUGACCUUUUCCUGGUGGGAGGAGAGAAGCCUUUAGUGUUGGACCAGGACUGUAUGACCCUCUGCUCACGAGACCUAAGGCUGGAGAAGCGUACUUUGUUCAGACUGGACCUGGUACCCAUCAAUCGCUCUGUGGGGCUGAAAGCCAAACCUACCAAACCAGUCACCGAGGUCCUCCGGCCCGUGGUGGCCAAAUACGGCCUCAGUCUGAGUGAUCUCGUGGCCAAAAUAAGCGGAGAGACUGAGCCUUUGGAUUUGGGCGCUCCGAUUUCGAAUCUGGACGGCCUGCGAGUCGUGUUGGAGCGAGCUGAUCCCUGUUCAGUGAAAGAAAAAUCCAAGUCUUCCUCCCUCAAGAACCACCCACCCAGCAGGAGUUAUUCCGCAGCAGGAGAUGAGAGGUCAACACCAAAGGACUUGUCUGUGAGAGCAAGUGGACCAGACUCAGGACCCCCGGGGGAAAAGAGAAAACAGAAAAAGAUAAAUAUAGAUGAAGCUGAAGAAUUCUUUGAGCUGCUGAGUCGGGCUCAGAGCUCCCGGGCCAACGACCAGCGAGGACUCCUGAGCAAAGAAGACCUGGUGCUUCCCGACUUCCUGCGCCUGACUCCGCCCACUUCCUCCUGCUCCGUUUCCUCUGACCUGGCCUGCUCCACCCCGGCUUCGGCGAAACAGAGCCGGGAGAAAGGCGGCCCCCCACGGGGGUCCCUCACGUCUGGCGUACGGUCCGAGAGCCUGGACUCGUCCCUCAGCUGCAGCGCCAAUGGACACUCCGCAGCCAGGCGCUGCCUGCUGCCCCCUCCCCCCCGCCACGCCACCUUUGGCACCCACCUCUCCCCCAUCCAGCGGCCCUCGGACACCCGGCCCAGUCUCCGCACGGUGGAGGAGGACGCCCCCGCCGACCUGACGCUCGUGGCCGAGGGCGACAUCAGCAGCCCCAACAGCACUCUCCUCCCACCGUUACCACCCCCCCCGGCGUCCUUCAACAGCAGCCUCCCAGAGGCCAACUUCACUCCUCCACCCCCCUGCUCCCAGCACACAGGUGGAGAGGGAAAGUCCAGUUCAGAGGGAAGACCAGAACCCACCCACAACGUCAAACCACCUGCCGACAGGGCAGACGCUGCACAGCCGCAGCUUCAAGACGUGAUGGAUGUGGAGGGAGUGCAUCUAGAAGAAGGAACGCUUGAAACUUCCCAGGGAGAGGACUCUGAGCUCAGCUUGAGCUUCCAGGGCUACGUCGCCGAGCUGCGACAGUGCCAGACCAAAAUGAGGGGUGCCCAGCUGCCCCAAAAUGGCCGCAACCCACCAGAGGGCAAAGACUGCCAGUCGGAUCUGUACAAGGCCACUAUUGUCUGAAGGGACCCUCUCCUUGCCCCCACACUACUGCACUUUUUAAGCCAGAGGCACUGAUGUCUGAAUGAUAAGUAAAAUAAUAAGCUGCACGUAAAGAUGUCGAUAUUUUCUCUUGAAAUGAACAAAAAUGAAAUAAAU